Messenger RNA from Nerophis lumbriciformis (worm pipefish), 702 nucleotides. It is a transcript of the gene hcrt, whose product is annotated as hypocretin (orexin) neuropeptide precursor. The record is from RefSeq and is a predicted model, not a curated record. Gene Ontology annotation, cellular component: perinuclear region of cytoplasm. Gene Ontology annotation, biological process: positive regulation of transmission of nerve impulse; eating behavior; neuropeptide signaling pathway. NCBI's taxonomy places the organism in Eukaryota, Metazoa, Chordata, Actinopteri, Syngnathiformes, Syngnathidae. Gene Ontology annotation, molecular function: type 1 orexin receptor binding; neuropeptide hormone activity; type 2 orexin receptor binding.
UUGCAGUGUCUCCGUCACAACGGUAUGUCUUAAUUAGACGCUGCUCCGCCACACAAAGACGUACCUGGAUGCAAGUAAGAGUCGUGGAGAUGACCUACUGCGCUAAUGAAUGGCACGGAGAUGAGCAACCGAACAAAUCUUAGGUCUCCUUGGGAAGUGACAUCCCGUUGUGAAAAGACAACGGGAUAUAAAAGAGCCCAGUUCUUCCCCCCGUGGAGGACGGAAGAUCAGAUGCCUUCUUCUUACAGCCGACAGAAGAUGAGGUGGUACACCCCCAAGUUGCAACACCUGGCCGAGUCACGCUCGUCUGGCAAGCAGAAGGUUCUGGUUCUUCUCCUGCUGUUGCUGCUGUCCCAGGCGGUGUUGUGCGAUGUCCACAGUGUGUCCAGUGAGUGCUGCAAGCAGCCGUCUCGCCCGUGUCGCCUGCACCUGCUGCUGUGUCGCCCAGGCGGGGCCACCAAGGUGUUGGCCGACGUCUCCGCCGGCAUCCUCACCCUGGGCAAGCGCACGCUGGACGAGCCCAACUUCCACAGUCGCCUGCAGCAGCUUCUCCACGAGUCCAGGGACCGUGCCGCCGGCAUCCUGACCAUGGGCAGGAGAGCCCCGCCGGGGGUCAAAGGUCACCAUGCGCCCCCGUCGGACGCCGCCGUCGCUCUUUUGCCUGUUUGAUGGGCUGCAAAGCAUCCUGGGACUUCUAAUAAA